AUGGAUCUGUAUGUAUACAACGCAAGGCAAUGGCAACCGACACUCCUCUCUCAGAGACGAGGCGAGACAUGCAAAAAAGACAAGACACAACGACGACAAGGGAAACGAAACGAAAAAGGACAAAGACAAAAAAGACACCAUUUGCCACCCUUUGCGCCAUAUAAUCCCGCAUCCCAACCAACUCUAGUAGACAGAACAAGCCGAGCAACACCCUACCAUUCAGCAACCUUCCAUCUGCCCGUUCCCCUCCCUUAG
Molecule: messenger RNA, 255 nt
Organism: Thermothelomyces thermophilus ATCC 42464
Lineage: Eukaryota; Fungi; Ascomycota; Sordariomycetes; Sordariales; Chaetomiaceae
Exons: 1
Coding region: 1-255 (84 amino acids)
Source: RefSeq, a predicted model, not a curated record